AUGGGCAGGGAGCAGAGACAGCAGAGGGAAAGGGCAGCAGAGCUCCGCAUCCAGCGAUCACAGAGCCGCAGCAGCCUGUCCGCCUCCUUCGAAGCACUAGCUGGAUACUUCCCGUGUAUGAACUCGCUGGAGGAGGAUGAAGAAGUUGGAGGUAAAAAGUUAAAAAGCACGAUCCAACGAAGUACAGAAAACUGGACUAGCAGUGGAGAUGAGAAAUUGGAUGACCAGACAAGCAAGUCGAGAGUCUAACGAUGGGAGUAUGAACAGUUACAGCUCUGAGGGAAACUUAAUAUUUCCUGGGGUCCGGUUGGGUUCUGACAGCCAAUUUAGUGACUUCUUGGAUGGAUUAGGUCCUGCACAGCUCGUUGGAAGACAGACCUUAGCAACUCCUUCAAUGGGGGACAUUCAGGUUGGAAUGAUGGAUAAGAAGGGACAGUUGGAGGUGGAAGUUAUACGAGCACGUGGGCUUGUAGUAAAACCAGGGUCCAAGACACUGCCAGCACCGUAUGUAAAGGUGUAUCUAUUAGAAAAUGGAGUUUGCAUAGCCAAAAAGAAAACAAAGGUAGCAAGAAAAACGCUGGAGCCUUUAUACCAGCAACUGUUAUCUUUUGAAGAAUCACCUCAAGGAAAGGUCUUACAGAUAAUUGUGUGGGGUGACUAUGGACGUAUGGAUCAUAAAUCUUUUAUGGGUGUGGCACAGAUACUUUUAGAUGAACUGGACCUGUCCAAUAUGGUGAUUGGAUGGUUUAAACUAUUUCCCCCCUCCUCUCUAGUAGACCCAACAUUGGCUCCUUUAACCAGGAGAGCGUCUCAGUCAUCUCUUGAAAGUUCCACGGGACCUUCUUAUUCUAGGUCAUAG
Staurois parvus is the source of this 859-nucleotide messenger RNA. The record is from the annotation of a GenBank genome assembly. NCBI's taxonomy places the organism in Eukaryota, Metazoa, Chordata, Amphibia, Anura, Ranidae.